GUCUGCAGUGGCUUCCAGAGAUUUUCUGGACAUCUACAUCAUGGAUUUGUCCGGCUCCAACGAGACGGUGGGGUUGGUGGAAUCUACCUGCGGCCUCGCGGCUCUAGCAGUGAUGUUGCCCUGCGGCGUGCUGACGGACCGCUUUCCUCGGCGCCAGCUCCUCCGUGGGCGUGCUGCGGCGAAGACUUUGCCCACGUUGUUGACACUCUGGGCGGUGUAUUCCCGGAGCCUGAGACUGCUUUGGAGCUCGUUGGUUCUCUUGGUGCUGGUGAACAAUCCUCAGGACCAGGUGCUCCAGGUUUUCCUAGUUGACAACACGUCCCCAACGGAGCGAACACGAAUUUUGAGCCGCAAGGAGAUGGUGACAUGGUUGGGCACUGCCCUAGGGCCUCUGGUGGCCCUUACAUUGGUCACUCUGGUCAGCGAGCAUGGCGCAUGGUCCAUGAGCCUGGUUGAAACUGUGGUGUGUGUGGGCUUGUUGGGAUCUGUGCUGGUCGAGCCCGUGAUAUUCUUCCUUCGAAACCCGUCUUUGGACAUGCGCCUGGCUGCUGAGUCGACCGAAGCAUCAGCCCUGCCUGACUGGACGCAGGGCAAAGCCUGUGGAGUGCGGAAGAGGUGGCUGAUUCCCAUAUGGACCGAUAUCAUGUGGGCCCUAACACAGAUAGCUGCAUCCGUGAGCUUGAGGUAUGUCCCCCUCUUUUUCCGACAAGACUUCGGUCUCAGUCCUUCAUGGCUCAUGGCGCUGCGCUUUGCUGAAAACAUCUCCCUGGCGGCGCUGAACCUUGCCACGCCGAAAAUUGCGUCAAAGUUGGGACGCGCAUGGGCAGCUGUGCUCUUCAUAUCAAGUGGUGGGAUUCUCAUGAUAGGUGUGGCAUGUGCACACCAAGUCUGGCUGGCUGCUCUCCUGUUCGUGCUGCGAACAACAAUGAGCAGAGCAAACGUCCCCUGUGUGCAAUCCAUCAUUUUCGAGUCGGUGUUGCCCGAGCAUCGCGGCCGUUGGACUGCCAUCACAUCUUUCAAGUCGGCAACGAACGGCGCUGGAGCUUGGAUCGGAGGCGUCCUUGCCGAUCGCACCGGCGACUACCGGGCGAGCUUCCUUGCGACCGGGUGCAUCCACGUCGCAUGCGCUGCCGUGUUCAUCCCUGUGGCGUGCAUGGUGCCCACAUAG
Messenger RNA from Symbiodinium sp. CCMP2592, 1168 nucleotides. Lineage: Eukaryota; Dinophyceae; Suessiales; Symbiodiniaceae. The record is from the annotation of a GenBank genome assembly.